AUGGCGGUCUAUAGUCAACACGUGACUGUGCUUCAAGCUCUGGAACAACAACAAAGUCGGUUCGCCUUUUCCGCUGAGCCAGGCCAUCCAACUAGACUACGCCCUGCGCGUCUUGACCUCGACGUCGACAGAUUGGUACAUCCUGCUGAGCCACCGAUAACGGACAAGCUAUAUUCGGGAUUUCUGGAGCACUUGGGCAGAUGUAUCUAUGGUGGGAUUGUGGACAGCCCAAAGCAUCCAAGUCCCAAACACUUGCUCCUCUCACAAGACAUUGGGGAUUUAGCGACUAAAGGUAGACUGGGCUGGAGGAAAGAUGUGAUGGGUUGUCUAGCGAAAGAUGGGGAAUUGCAGAUUCCUAUGAUGCGAUGGCCCGGUGGUAACUUCGUGUCGAAUUACCAUUGGCAAGAUGGGAUUGGCCCGAUCAGUCAAAGACCAAAGAGGAUAGAGUUGGCUUGGUUGAGCGAUGAAUCCAACAUUUUUGGUACAGACGAAUUUAUCGACUACUGCCGAGGGCUUGAUUGCGAACCAUAUAUUUGCCUAAACAUGGGUACUGGGACGCUUGAAGAAGCUUUAGCGUGGUUGGAAUAUUGCAAUGGCACCGGGGACACCCACUGGGCCGAGCUGCGGACAAAGAAUACCGGACGGAAAGAACCACAUGCCGUGAAAUACUGGGGCUUGGGCAAUGAGAUGUGGGGACCUUGGCAGGUCGGCAAUAUGCUUCCAUCGGAUUAUGCAAGGAAAGCCAGACGAUGGGCACAUGCUCUUAAAUUGGUCGAUCCGACAAUACAGCUUGUCUCUUGCGGAGAGACUGGCGCUUCGGAGUGGGACAGAGAGGUGAUACAGGCCCUGUUGCCUUUGGCAGAUAUGCACUCGAUUCAUUACUAUGUGCCCGGACUUGAAUACGAAAAGAAUGUGUUUGGAGCGGCUGCUGCAGAGAAGCACAUCGAUGUGUGCAAAUCCCUGAUAGACAUGGCGAACAUUGGCAGGGCAUUGGAGCGUAUGCCUGGGAAAGACAUGAAGAUAUGUUUCGACGAGUGGAACGUCUGGGAUGAUGUGAAAGCUCGAGGGACUAAUGGGUUGGAGCAGACUUAUGAUUACACCGACAUGCUAGGUUUCUGUGCAUGGUUGAAUGUCUUGGUGAGGAAGCACAAGGACAUAGGCAUAGCAUGUUUAGCUCAAUCCGUGAAUGUAAUCUCACCUCUUAUGACCCGACCGGAUGGAAUCCUUCGACAGACUCUCUACUAUCCCCUUGCACUUUUCAGCAAGUACAUGAAAAAUGGGCAUCUAUUGCAAUUGCCUUCGUUUCCUGACGUUUACACUGGUCCAACAUAUCCCGUCUACAUCCAACAAGGUGCGUACAAGCCACCAUACAUCGAUAGCGUGGCGGUGAUGGUCAAGACGUCCAAUGGAUGCAGUAUACGGUUGAGUAUACUGAACAGACACCCGACGGCGGACUGGCAGGUGAAGAUUGGAUUUUCUGGCUUCAAUAUAGAGAAGGUUCAACUCCAUGAAAUUUACAAUGAUGAUCUAGCAGCUGUGAACACCUUCGAAACACCCAAUGCAGUUGUGCCAGCAGUCUCAAAUCUCAAUGACAAGGAAUGGCAGUCAAAGCACGGACAGAAUUUUGCAGUGAAAAAGCAUUCAUGGGUGUUCUUGAUCUUCGAUGGGGCGUGA
Molecule: messenger RNA, 1674 nt
Organism: Kwoniella mangroviensis CBS 8507
Lineage: Eukaryota; Fungi; Basidiomycota; Tremellomycetes; Tremellales; Cryptococcaceae
Exons: 14
Coding region: 1-1674 (557 amino acids)
Biological process (GO): polysaccharide catabolic process; L-arabinose metabolic process
Molecular function (GO): alpha-L-arabinofuranosidase activity
Source: RefSeq, a predicted model, not a curated record